UUUCGCUUUAGCACACGUUGUUUUUUGCUUCUCUCUCUCGUUUUGCAAUGUUUGACGGAGAAGUCACUAGACCCAGUGUUGCCAUUAAAUUUUCUUGCUUGUCAUCCAUAAUCAAGCAUUUUUGCGGUUCCGGCAAAACCUCUGUUAAAUAAUCUACACAUAUUUUCUUGUCCGUUUUUACUUUUAUAUUGAGAUUUAGUGUUAGAAAACGAUGCCACAAUACAAGGUUAAAGUGAAAUGGGGUAAGGAGUCUUACCCCGAUAUUGAAGUGAACACGGAUGAAUCUCCGAUGUUGUUUAAGGCGCAGUUGUUUGCCCUCACUGGAGUGCAACCCGAAAGACAGAAAGUCAUGAUAAAAGGGGUGACGUUGAAAGACGCCGAUUGGGAUAACUUUAAAUUGAAGGAUGGGGUUACUGUGUUAUUAAUGGGGAGUAAGGAAGAAGACGUGCCAAAAGAACCGGUUGAAAAAACCGUUUUUGUGGAAGAUAUGAAUGAGAGCGAACUGGCUACUGCCUUGGAGCUUCCUGCCGGUUUAACAAAUCUAGGAAACACGUGUUACAUGAAUGCCACAGUUCAGUGUUUGAAAUCAGUUCCCGAACUGCGUGAAGCCCUUCAGGCCUAUCAAGGAGACGUGACCGACGCAGGGGGCGUAAUCCCCGCCCAAUCAAUUACGGCAGCAUUGCGCGAUCUUUACUCCUCCAUGGAUAAAGGGAACAACGUGCCCCCCAUAGUCCUCCUCCAAAUGCUCCACUUGGCGUUCCCCAGAUUCGCGGAAAAGAACGAACAUGGCGGUUUUACGCAACAGGACGCUAACGAGUGUUGGACUGAGUUAAUUAGAAUGUUGCAACAGAAAUUGCCGGCGAAACAAAACGGCGGAAACGCUGCAGAAAAGUUUAAGUCGUUGGUUGAUCAAUUUUUUGGGGGGACUUUUGAAGUUGAACUGAAAUGUACGGAAACGGAAGAUGAGCCGGUCACUAAAAAUAAGGAGACGUUUCUGCAGCUGAGUUGUUUUAUUUCGCAAGAUGUGCGCUAUAUGCAUUCAGGCUUGAGAUCGAAAAUGCAGGAGCAAAUAACUAAAAAAUCGUCAACCCUGGACCGGGAUGCCGUUUAUAUUAAAACAUCUAAGAUAAGGAGAUUGCCGGCUUAUCUCACCAUCCAGUUCGUUCGAUUUUACUACAAGGAGAAGGAAUCAAUAAACGCCAAAAUUCUGAAAGAUGUUAAAUUCCCAAUAGAUUUUGACGCUUUCGAUUUAUGUACUCCCGAAUUGCAGGAAAAGUUAGCCCCGAUGAGGGCAAAGUUCAAGGAGUUGGAGGAUGCGCAAGUGGAAGCGGCGUCAAAAGAGAAACAAAAAAGCAUAGGCGACGGUAAAGCAAACGAAGCGGAUAAGAAGUACGCCCCCUAUUGGUUCGAGGAUGAUUUGGGGAGUAACAACAGCGGAUAUUACACCCUUCAGGCUGUGUUGACCCAUCGGGGGCGGUCUUCGUCCAGUGGUCACUACGUGGGGUGGGUGCGCCAGUCUGGCGAUAAGUGGAUAAAGUGCGAUGAUGAUAAUGUUUCGCCUGUGACUACUGAGGAUAUUUUGAAGCUGUCUGGCGGAGGUGAUUGGCACUGCGCUUACGUCCUUUUGUACGGGCCUAGACUUUUAGAAAUCCCCAGCGAAAGUGAGGAAAAAAUGGUGACAGAAAAUUAACUGAGCUUUAAAUUAUGUAAUAAUCUUGUAUAAAACUGAAAAACGUUUCUUAAAAUAAACAAGCGAUUAAUA
This is a messenger RNA of Tribolium castaneum (red flour beetle), 1762 nucleotides long. RefSeq names its product Ubiquitin specific protease 14 (gene Usp14). The transcript is spliced from 11 exons. Gene Ontology annotation, molecular function: protein binding; cysteine-type deubiquitinase activity; proteasome binding. Lineage: Eukaryota; Metazoa; Arthropoda; Insecta; Coleoptera; Tenebrionidae. Gene Ontology annotation, biological process: proteasome-mediated ubiquitin-dependent protein catabolic process; regulation of proteasomal protein catabolic process; protein deubiquitination. The record is from RefSeq and is a predicted model, not a curated record. Bases 212 to 1690 code for a protein of 492 amino acids.